Molecule: messenger RNA, 3410 nt
Organism: Danaus plexippus (monarch butterfly)
Lineage: Eukaryota; Metazoa; Arthropoda; Insecta; Lepidoptera; Nymphalidae
Gene: ERR
Product: steroid hormone receptor ERR2
Exons: 9
Coding region: 397-1656 (419 amino acids)
Biological process (GO): regulation of DNA-templated transcription
Molecular function (GO): DNA-binding transcription factor activity; sequence-specific DNA binding; zinc ion binding
Source: RefSeq, a predicted model, not a curated record
CACUUGCAAUUGUCAUUCCUGUUGCACAUAAAUGAACUGUCAAUUUUCUAACCUUGUUUGGUAAUGAGAAUAAAAACAUUAUUUUUCUUUUAAAAUUGUUGUAAUUUCCUUGUUGUUGUUUUUUUCGUCAUGUUAAAAAAUCGUGAUCUAUUGUAUCCAAUGUGGGUAAAAUAAUUUUUAAAACUUUUAAGUUGAUAGUUGUUGAGACGUUUAUUGAAUUAUUUUAUAAAAUAAAAAUAGUUCAAUUUACCACGGUAUUGAUCUUCGGUAUUUUCAUUGCUAUUUCAAACAGGUACAUAAAGAAGACACACAGCAAUAUUAUAAGGACAAUAGUUACAAAAUGAGAGCACCUUGCAAGUAUGAUGUUAAUUCCUGCGUACUGAUCAUCAGGUUCAAAUGAUGUCAGCUGUGAGCGGCGAGCCGAUACUGAGGCGGGUGAAGCAGGAGGUGGAGCCUCCGCCCCAGUACUCGCCCACGGAGCAUCACAGACCGAUGCAGAUGUUGGAGACAUGCAAUCUCGAAUUGGAACCUAAAGAGGAAGCGAGGUUCUGCGUGUCACCAGGCGAGGCCGGUGUGGUUGGGAACGCGAGUCCUGAACAACAGCACUGUUCGUCGACCACGGCCGCGGCCGCCAGCGGAGCCCGAGAUGACGACGCUCCCAGGAGACUCUGCCUCGUCUGCGGAGACAUCGCCUCGGGCUUCCAUUACGGAGUCGCCAGCUGCGAGGCCUGCAAGGCAUUCUUCAAACGGACUAUACAGGGCAACAUAGAGUACACGUGCCCGGCCGCUAACGAGUGUGAGAUAAACAAGAGGAGACGGAAGGCGUGCCAGGCGUGCAGGUUCAGGAAGUGUCUGAGGACGGGCAUGCUGAGGGAGGGCGUGAGGCUGGACCGGGUGAGGGGGGGCAGGCAGAAGUACAGGAGGGGGGAGCACGCGGCCACCGGCCAGCACAGGCCCGCCCUCGAUGAUAUCAAGGUCCUGGAGGCCCUAACGUCUUACGAGCCCGAGUUAUUGUCGUGCGGGUCUGUGCCGCCCGGGGUGACGGAGCCCAACUCUCGUACGUUGGCGCUCCUCGCCGAUAUCUACGACAGGGAGCUCGUGGGAGUCAUUGGUUGGGCGAAACAGAUACCGGGCUUCACGGACCUCGCGCUCAAUGAUCAGAUGCGUCUGCUGCAGAGCACGUGGGCCGAGAUGUUGAGUCUGAUGGUGGCCUACAGGUCCAUGUCUGCGGGCGGAGCGCUCCGGCUGAGGUUCGCUGCUGACCUGGCGCUGGACGAGCAGCAGGCCAGGGACCUCGGGGCUCACGACCUUUAUCUACAGGUGGCCGGAGUGACCCGGCGCCUGGAGCGUGCGUCCGCCCAGCGUGAGGAGUGCUACCUGUUGAAGGCGCUCGCCCUCGCCAACUCCGAGGCUCGUAUCGACGAGCACGCCGCCCUCAAACGGUUCAGGGACGCCAUACUGGCCGCUCUCAACGACGCCGUGUCCGCGCUGAGGCCCUACAACGCCAACGCGUCGCUGCAGCAGCUGCUGCUGGUGUUGCCGGCGCUGCGGCUGGCGGACGUCGCCGUGCGUCGCUUCUGGGCCGGCGUCCAUCGAGACAGACGCGCGCCCAUGAACAAGCUGUUCGUGGAGAUGCUCGAGGCCUGCCUGCGGUAGACCGCCUCCGAGCCCGAUCUCUGGUUGUGAUCGAUGUGAACGUUGUACCUUAGUCCCCGUCUAACCCUCGCCGGAUGACGUAUCCGAGCGCGUUUCGUUCUGUCAUAUCUGUCUGCAUUUAGUGCCCCGGCUGUGCUAUGUGUAUAGCUGUGUGAGCGGAGCCGGUCCGUCUGUGUGGCUGUGAUGUGGCGACUGUACGGUUCGUGAGCGACCGCACCGCGUUCCGCGACUAAUGUACAAAAUGGAAGGAUGUAGUACAAAACUUGUUACUAUUUUUGUAUAAUACUAAAAGUAUAUUAUGUAGGUUAAUGGUGACUGUUUUGAGAUUAUGUGGCCGAGGAAUACCGUUCGGGACUUGACACGGCUGGCACCGAUCAACUCCUCUAACGGCUUUUAUGAAGUUUUUGAUCACUCGAGACUAACGGCCGCUUGGUAGUCGCGGGGUGUUUUUGUAUCUCAGUAGCUUCCCGCCGCCGACUCCGACUCCACAUGUUCCCUAUCCGUCGCCGUAUUCGGCUGUUUUAUUCACGUGGAGAGCUUCACACCAUGGUCGGUGCGAGGCUGCAGAAGCCCGCUUCUAUUCCGCGAGAGAUCAUAGAGUUGUAAAAAUAAAAACCAACAGGAGCUCUAUGGUUUCUCGUCCCGUACGUUAAGUAUCACCAUAGACAGUUAUUUUAAAUCAUUAAUAGUACUAUAGAUAUCUAUGUCUAGAGCUGUUCCACUGAGUUAUUGUAUACCUAGAUAUAUAUCUCAUCCACAUAGACUUAUUUUUUGGAUUGUUACAGAGAGUUAUUUUAUUAUGAAAGUGGAACAGUAAUAAUAAUGAAUACCUCAAUACUGUUACCAUGUAAUGUGUCAUUUUUGUAAGUUCCGAACUUGCACCCGCUAAUGUUUCCGCUUGUCGUCGUACAAGCUAUGACGUAAUUUCCGCUCGUCCCACAUCCUGAACCAUCGUAGAAUAAGACUCGUAGGAAUUGUUUUUUUUAAGUUUACUUUACGAUGCAAUAAAAUAGCAUAUGAUCGUCAAUUAUGUGAUAUUUCUGAUACUUUACUAUAACAGCCUUACCACUCGUCCGCAGCGUCACACUGAGCACGGAUAGUUUGUAGUAUUCCAUUCAUGAAUCAUCGCACACCAUACUACUGAUAGUAAACAAAAUACUUUGAACUGUCCGUGCUCAGGUCGUCGUUAACUCGCACUGAGCUACUGAUCGUCGACAUGUCAAGCUACCAGCUGUCCGCCAGCUGUAGCCGCUCGCCGCAGCCCGUGCGGGGAGGGCGUGUGCAUUUAAACACCGAGCGAUCGUUCAGUGCGCGCGCGACGGUCAGCGCGUGUCCUCCGAGCGCGCGUCCCCUGUAUUUGUUCUUAUGUUAAGAAUAUUGGAGUUAUUUAUAGUCGUAACGUAAGCGCUGCCGCAGCGUCGGGUGUGAUACUUGUACAAAUGUGAGAUGUGCCAGAUUAGUUGUAAGUUUUCGUUUUUUAUUAUGCUUCAGUUAGAUGUUACUGUUGAGGCGAGGCUGCGGUUCAAUCGAGACGCGAUCUGUUUGGCUCCCCGUCAGUGAGCAGACUCGCGUCGGUGUGUUUUGUGCGCCGAUGCCGGCGGUUCCUGGAGUCGAGUCUCAAUAGUAACGACAGAUCCUUUCCACUAGGAGCCGUCCGCGGUCUCAUACUGUAUUGAAUGAAUUGUAUGUUUAUUUGUUUACAAGACGUUACUACAAACCGGUCUCGACGAUUGUGAAAUAAAUUAUAAAAUUUU